CUGACUUAUCGUUAAUUGACAACAAGCACUUUUACUCCUACGGAAGCGGAAAAUUUUCUCCAGCUACAGUAGUUACUACGCCUUCUAACUGACGAUGCAGUGACUAUUAAUAUUUGCCGUAAGCUGCUUAUAUAAUGAUAAUGUUGUCGCAAAGAAGUUUUCGCAUAAAGAUAACCACGUCUUGUCAGACGAGGAAAAAUGAAGGCACAUCAAGGCCGGGCCCGAAUACGUACAUUUUUUUACCGCUGUGAACUGUUGCAUGGAGCAUAGUUCGGGGACAAUUGUGAUUUUGAUUACCCAUUUUGAUUUAUAACUUUACCUUCUGCUGCACAAUACCGCGGAUUUAUGGAGACUAAUUCUCAGUUAAAUUAUUCUCCCAGCUCAAGCGUCGGCAAUGAUUUAUACUAUUUCCCGAGGAACAUGAGCAAGCACCAGGAAUCCACGGCAGUGCGAUGGAAACAUCUGCAGCUCAGUCGCGCCAAACUCAAAGCCAGCAGUCGCACAUCGGCUCUUCUCAGCGGGUUCGCUAUGGUGGCCAUGGUUGAAGUGCAGAUUGAUAAGGACGUCUCGCGACCACCAGAACUGGUCAUCGCGUUCUGCGUGUGCACCACCCUAUUGGUAGCCUGCCACAUGCUGUCCCUGAUGAUCAGCACCUGCAUCCUGCCCAAUCUGGAAGCGGCCUCCUCCACCAAGGACUCUGUCUGGGAAUCGCCUCACGAGCGGAUGAAAUACUACAUUGAAGCGUCGUGGAUCUGCAGUACCCUGCUGGGUUUGAUUUUGUUCCUGGUGGAUGUGGGGCUGCUGUGCUGGGUGAAAUUCCACGAUCUGCCCAGUGCGCAGUACGCGUCGGCGGCCAUCAUUGCGCCGUUGAUCCUGUUGUUCCUGAUUUUUGCCAUCCACUUCUACCGCUCCCUGGUGGCGCAUGUGAAUGAGCGGAUUGCGCAUAAAGUCGACGAUCUGGAUAAGGAGAUGGAACGGCUGCGGCAUGAUGUGGUGUAAUCAAAUGGACCAAGCGGAACAAUAAAUUAAGGGAAAAUAAUUCCGGAUGUCUAUUAUUGGCUGGGUGCUUCCUGUUGAUUUGUCUUCCGGUGUGGGGAUGGAUUGAUCUGCCGGAUGGGUUUCAUCACAUUUUUAUUGUGUUUUCGGGUUUCAGUCGGGUUUUUCUGUUUAUAAUUUUUGCCGUGGUCGGUUUUCGCGGCGGUUGACGAAAUCCGUGUUAUAUGCCCUUUUUGUCUUUCACCUUUCCGGUUUCUGUUUGUAAAAGAAAAACUUUUGUGGAUCUCAAAAUUAUGCGAAGUAAUAAAACGCCCCUGUCUG
Molecule: messenger RNA, 1317 nt
Organism: Paramacrobiotus metropolitanus
Lineage: Eukaryota; Metazoa; Tardigrada; Eutardigrada; Parachela; Macrobiotidae
Product: calcium release-activated calcium channel protein 1-like
Biological process (GO): store-operated calcium entry
Cellular component (GO): membrane
Molecular function (GO): store-operated calcium channel activity
Source: RefSeq, a predicted model, not a curated record